GCAUUUGAGUAUACUCCAAUUACUAUCGCUGAGUUACAAAGGAACUAUUCGAGUAUUCCUUGGUUAGAAUAUUUUAACAAAAUUCUUGAACCUUAUGCCAAAGUGGAUAAAAAUGAGACAAUAUAUGUGUAUUAUCCAAAAUUUUUAUCAAAUUUCGAAAAACUUAUGAAUACAACUUCGAAAAGAACUCAAUCAAAUUUCAUUAUAUGGCGAGUUAUUUUUGAUUCAGUUCCAUUUUUGACAGAAGAAAUAAAUAAAAAACGUAUAGACUUUUUAUCAUCAGCGAACGGUAACACUAAACGACAGUCUAGAUCCGAUGAAUGUUUGAACGCAGUAUCUCAGUAUUUGCCACUUGCUAUUGGUUCAUUAUAUGUCAAAAAAUAUUUUAAUGAGGUUGCCAAAAAUAAUGUCACCGAAAUGGUCAAUGCUAUUAUCAAUCAGUUUAAAAAAACUUUAGAAACUGUUGAUUGGAUGGACGAAGUAACUAGAAAGCACGCUUUGAAAAAAGCCGAUUCUAUGGUUACUAAUAUUGCGUACAACGAAGGACUUUUGGAUGAGAAAAAACUUGAAACAAUUUACGAAAAUUUUGAAUUAGACAUAAACGAUUCAUAUUUACAAACUAUAUUGAAUUUAGCAUCGCACAUGAAUAAAAUAAAUCGUAAAAAAUUUAGAACGCAUUUCAAUAAAAGUGACUGGGUGUUAUAUUUAAAUCCAACUGCUGUUAAUGCGUUCAAUUUAUUUCAUUAUAAUAUUAUCCAAUUUCCUGCUGCUAUUCUUCAAGGAUCAUUUUUUAAUAACGACCGUCCGCGAUAUAUAAAUUAUGGAGCUGUUGGUUUUCUAAUAGGCCAUGAAAUCACUCAUGGUUUUGAUACCAUAGGAAAAAAUUUUUAUGAAGAUGGUAAUUUAUUAAAAUGGUGGGAAGCGUCUACAGAUGAUAAAUUUUGGGACAAAGCUUUGUGCUUUUAUGAGCAGUAUCAAAACUACGUCGUAAAAGAAGUUGGAAUGAAUGUAAACGGAUUGAAAACAAUCACUGAAAAUACUGCUGAUAAUGGCGGGUUAAAGACGACUUAUUUAGCUUACAGAAAUUGGGCCGAGUCUCAGAACGUCUCCGAACCUCGACUUCCUGGGCUCGAUCAUUAUACACCUAAGCAAUUGUUUUGGAUUAGCGCUUCACAUACUUGGUGCACUGCACAACGUCCUGAAGUUUUGAAAAUUCAGAUUAUUUCCGACACUCAUAGCCCUCCGGAAUUUCGUGUAAUCGGAGCAUUUUCGAAUAUUAAAGAAUUUUCAGAUGAUUUUCAAUGUCCAGUAGGAUCUCCAAUGAAUCCGAGAAGUAAAUGCUCUAUGUGGUGAUUUUUCGAAUGACAAAUCAAAUUUAUUAUUAAUAUUCAAUAAAAUAUUAUAUUCAAAUUAGAAGCCACUAUUUUUGAAAUUUUGUGUGCUGGAGCCUCGUCUUCACAGAGGUCAUAUUCGUCAAGAUUUUGACUCUACCCGUGUAAAAAAAAUUUUCGUUCAUAAAUAAUUUAGAUCUGAAUUUCAUGACGAAGCUCAGAUCGUGACACGAAUAUGACUUUCAUUAUGAAUUUACUCUAUCUUUUCGUCUAGUAGUAAAUCAGUACCAAUUAUAAAAUUAAUUUAGUGAAUGAACUUCGGAUCACUUGGAUUGAAAUUUUACUAUGUCAUAAUUUUGACGUGAUUAAAGUUCUUGAUACAAUUUCAUGAUGAAAGUCAUAUUUGUGUCACGAUCUGAGUUUUGAGAUGAAAUUUAUAUCUAAAUUCAUCAUGAACAUAAUAAUUUUUUACAGGGGUAUGGCUAAAUAAAUAAUAAAUAAUGAUAGUAAUAACUUAUUUUUGUUCCUCUAUCCGAUAAUUGUAUAAUUAAUUAAUUGUUUAUAUAUGUUUACAUAUGUAAAGUAAUUUAAAUGACGAAAUAAAA
Messenger RNA from Microplitis mediator, 1936 nucleotides. Its product is annotated as neprilysin-2-like. Gene Ontology annotation, cellular component: plasma membrane. The coding region runs from base 166 to 1353 and encodes 395 amino acids. Gene Ontology annotation, biological process: protein processing. The transcript has 5 exons. The record is from RefSeq and is a predicted model, not a curated record. Gene Ontology annotation, molecular function: metalloendopeptidase activity. NCBI's taxonomy places the organism in Eukaryota, Metazoa, Arthropoda, Insecta, Hymenoptera, Braconidae.